Messenger RNA from Gryllus bimaculatus (two-spotted cricket), 801 nucleotides. NCBI's taxonomy places the organism in Eukaryota, Metazoa, Arthropoda, Insecta, Orthoptera, Gryllidae. The record is from the annotation of a GenBank genome assembly.
ACAAUCGAAGAACAAAGAAACAGUUUCACCAUUUUCAUGGCAAAUACUCUCGAGGGUAUUUGAUGUCUAGAAGAAUGAACUAGAAAAUUUACUUAGAGAAUGACAUAUGUUGAAUAAAAUAUAUGAAUUAUUGCAAUGUCAUUAAAAAUAAUGUUCCCCAUUUCAUAGGUUUACACACACAGAAAUUGGUUUUCCACACAUUCACUUUCGUAAGUUGUAUAACAUGUGCAGUGCAUGAAAACUUGCCUCUCGUGUAGACAUGGGCGCUCUGUGGCCUCUGGUUCGGGAGUCUUGAUUAUCGUAAAUCAGCUGUUCAAAGUUCUUGUAUUUAUUUACAAUACAAUAAUGCCUAAAGUUCGAAGAAGCAAACGAGCACCCCCCGAAGGAUGGGAGCUAAUUGAGCCUACAUUAGAAGAAUUGGAGCAGAAGAUGAGAGAAGCUGAGACAGAACCUCAUGAAGGGAAACGUAAAGUGGAGGCAUUGUGGCCAAUUUUCAAAAUUCAUCAUCAGAAAUCGAGGUAUAUUUAUGAUCUCUUCUACAGACGUAAAGCUAUCAGUAGAGAGCUCUAUGAAUAUUGUCUUAGAGAAAAUAUAGCAGAUAAGAACCUCAUUGCUAAAUGGAAGAAACAAGGAUAUCAAAAUUUGUGUUGUCUCCGGUGCAUUCAAACCCGUGAUACAAAUUUUGGGACAAAUUGUAUUUGCAGAGUACCAAAGGGAAAAUUGGAGGAGUCACAUUUACCAAAGAUUGAACACUUGCAGACUGACCACCUUAUAAUAACACUGGUACUUCGUCAUACUUAA